Cyprinus carpio (common carp) is the source of this 3507-nucleotide messenger RNA. RefSeq names its product palmitoyltransferase ZDHHC1-like. Gene Ontology annotation, molecular function: protein-cysteine S-palmitoyltransferase activity. The coding region runs from base 515 to 2323 and encodes 602 amino acids. Gene Ontology annotation, cellular component: endoplasmic reticulum; Golgi apparatus. Gene Ontology annotation, biological process: peptidyl-L-cysteine S-palmitoylation; protein targeting to membrane. The transcript is spliced from 11 exons. NCBI's taxonomy places the organism in Eukaryota, Metazoa, Chordata, Actinopteri, Cypriniformes, Cyprinidae. The record is from RefSeq and is a predicted model, not a curated record.
ACGGUUUUCCCGGAUGUGGGUGCGUCGGUCAGCUGUUUAAUACAUAAAUUGUCACUACGAGACGAAAAUAUUGGAUUGAGUGGCGCUGUUGUAUUAUAAAACAUGUGUUUGUUGCUAUUUUUGAAGUCAUUUAAGCAGCUUUGAUUGAUUAGACCAAUAAAACGCUUUGGAUGUUUGAUCGAGAUGUGCGCGGUUACCGUAAGAUGUGAUUUGUUUGCAGAAUGAUUAGUUUACGUUACGGUACAGAGAUUUAUGUUACUGAGACGCCCUCUCCGCUCUCAGGCUACAGAUACAGUAAAUGAGUAAAGAAUGAAAAACGUUAAAGAGCUAACGUUAGCCGUCACUCGGAGCUGUUGUGCUGGAGCUGUGGAUGAGCCUCAAAGAUGUGUCAGGUUAGUGUAGUUUUCGUGUAAAGAGAAGGCAGUGCAGGUAAUGUUGGCUCAGAUGUGGCGGAUCAGCUCGGGUUCCUGACACCAGUAACUGAGCAGGAGUGACAGAAGGAGGCUCCCCUCUCAUGGAUGUCUGCAGUAAGAACUCCAAUCGCACAGCCCCAGUGAGUGAGGGGGUACCCAGGAGAGCUGAUGUGCCCCUGUGCUCUCGGGCCAAUGGUUGGAGCUGGCCCCUGCACCCUUUCCAGCUCCUGGCCUGGCUGCUUUAUCUCUACUUUGCUGUCACUGGCUUUGGUGUAUUUGUGCCUUUGCUCCCCACACACUGGAUCCCAGCCGGAUAUAUUUGUACAAGCAUUACAUUUAUCUGUCACCUCUUCAUGCACCUGAUGGCCGUCUCCAUCGACCCUGCAGAUUAUAAUGUCAGAGCUAGGAGUUAUAAGGGACCCAUGCCGGUGUUUGACCACACCAAACAUGCACACGUCAUCGAGAACUGUCACUGCUACCUCUGUGAAGUAGAUGUGGGGCCUAAAUCAAAACACUGUAGUGCAUGUAAUAAGUGUGUGGCAAGCUUUGACCACCACUGUCGAUGGCUGAACAAUUGUGUGGGCAGCAGAAACUACUGGCUUUUUUUCAAUAGUGUGAUCUCUGCUGUCCUGGGGAUUGUUUUGGUUGUAGUUAUUGCUAGUUAUGUUUUUAUAGAGUUCUUUUUGGACCCAUCGAAACUUCGUUCCGACAAGCACUUUCAGCAGGUAAGGAAUGAGUCUGUGGUGUGGUUUGUGUUUCUACCGGUGGCUCCAGUCACCACAGCUGGUCCAGCCAUUCCCGCUCUAGCAGGAGUCACCAUUGCUCUGGGCCUACUGUCUGCACUUAUGCUGGGACACUUACUCUGCUUCCACAUAUACCUCAUGUGGAACAGACUUAGCACAUAUGAGUAUAUUGUGCGACAGCGGCAUCGGCAAGAGGCCAAGGAUUCCAGAAAGCCCCCUCCAGAGCAUGAAUCUGGGGUUCCCAAGAUUAAUCUAAUCAAGCAGCAGGUCAGUUAUGGCGGGACACUCGGCUACACCAACCCUAAGAUGGAGGUAGAGGAUCCAACCGCCAUGAGCUCCCAAGAAGGAUCUGUGCGUUACGGCAACGGCCGGGUCAGAGGCUCGUCUGAGCACAUGGGUGAAGAAGAGCUCCUCCCUGCUGUCCUAACAGAGAACAAAGCAUCUCCUCACCCUCACAAACACACACAGAAAAAAAAGAGGAAAGUGCGCAAACUUGCAAAUGAGGUAAACAGUGACAGGUCUAUUGAUACCAACACCACCAAAGGCAUGCCAAAGACUUCUGCUGAGCAGGUGCUCUUGAUAUUGGUGAAUCAGAGUGUGAGUUACCUUUGUGAUUUGUGUCUGCGCUUUACACAAAUAGAGUCCUCUGUAGCUGCCACCACUGUGACCUCCUCUCUUGGUCAACGCUUACCCUUCCCAGCAUUCCCCCUGCGGGCCUCCCUCCCCCCUCUUGCACCCGUGCAAGCUGCUGGUCCCCCUGCUGAGUAUCAUUCUGACUCUGCAGAAUCUCUGGAGGAGAUCCCUGUAGCAAUGGCACGGCUUGGCAGCGCAGCCCUGGCCAGAACUACUAAUGCUGCUAUGUCUGCCACCAGCUAUUCCUCUUCUCUCCAGUGUGCUUUGCCUUCCUCAGCAGCUGGACAAGCUUUACCCUCCCCUCAGCCCAGGACCAAGAGGAAAGCAGCCGUUUGUAAAGCUGCAGAGCAGAGGUUUGAGAUGGUAUCCCAUAAUCCGUCUAUGUUCGUGAGUCGAGAAAGCGGAGAGCCUGUCAUGCCCCUAAAGGGCAUUAUCACAGAGGAAAGUCCGCGUGUGGCGAAAUGCAAACAGACAGGCAAAAGAAAUAUGGAGGACACUAAACCCAGCACCAAUGUAAGAACCCUGCUUGCGUAGUGACUACUACAGAGAAGCAUCACCACUAGUCAGGACUCAUGGGGCAUGUGGUCGGCCUUGUUCCUCCGUUAAAAAACUUGAGCUGUUUUAGUAAAAUGAGAUUAAAACUGAUGUAGCACUCAGAACCUGAUGCAACCUAUGCAAAACACCACCGAAUGUCAGCAGUGAGAAUUUAGUGUGUCGUUGGUCAAAGUUACAUUUAGAUGUUUGACAGUUGGUCAUCAGAUUCACUUUUUAAGUCAUGAAGUUGAUUGUGGAUGGAAGCCUUGGACUUGAGCCCUCAACUCAAUAUGAAUUUUUUGAGGAAUCCACGACACUAUAUAAAUUAUAAACUAACUUAUUUAACCUUUCAUUAAUUUCAGUACCUUUCACUAUGACUUUGCUGAAUCAUUUCACAAAUAUGUUUUUUUUAAUACUUAAUGCAGUGCUGCCCUUCUUAACUAUUUAUUUAUAUGCAUUAAAUGCCAAAGUUUUAGUUUUCUGUGAAGAAUCAAACGUCCAUUAAUUUUUUUUUUUUUUUUUUUUAUCCAUAUCUGUUCAUUGUAGUUUUUAGUUACCUAUUUAAAAUUAUUGUUGUAAUUAAUUGUUGCAUUUCCUUUUUGUUGUUUUUAUAAGCUUUUAUAUGUCUGGUUGUUUGAAUCGGGUCCAGUUUUCUUUGGGUGAACUUGAGUUACAGUAUGCACUAUCGAGACAACCCAGUUACACAGUUGUUUAUGUGUACCCAAACAUUCUUGGUACAUGAUGUUUUGGGUAGAGGGAGUGGCUGAAUGAUGGCCUGAUGGGAAAGCAAUAUGAAAAUGUAUAUUAUUAUUUUAUUAUUAUUUUUUUACAAAAUAGUAUUCCUACACACUUUUUUUUUUUUUUUUUAAUGUUAUAUAAACACUAAAAAAUCAAUGAUGCAUUUUUGUAAAUUUCUCUCAAAACCAUCUUUAAUAAAUAUUACAUUUUUAAUACACAAUACAUUCCACACAGUGUGCAGUAUUUUGUACAUUUAGAUCAUCUGGAUAUUCCAGGCAUGUGGAAAAUGUGCAAAUCAUAUGCAGUAUAUAUACUGCAGAGACAUUAUGAAUAGUACAAUAGUAUGCCAUUCUGAACUCAGCCAGAGUAAUCAUUGUCAUCCCUGUACCAUUUAUCUUAUUAACCUUGAUUUCUCCUCCUCAAUAAAAAGAGCACAUGUAGCAUUG